This is a messenger RNA of Auanema sp. JU1783, 2151 nucleotides long. The record is from the annotation of a GenBank genome assembly. Lineage: Eukaryota; Metazoa; Nematoda; Chromadorea; Rhabditida; Rhabditidae.
AUGAACGCUUCAACUCUUGGCCUUCCAUUCAUAAGAAGAAGAGAUACUCACAUUGACGAAAACGCUCUUCAACAUCUGCUUCUGAAUGAAGGAGUGUGGAGAAGAGCCUUCAGAGCAGACGGAAGACGGAACCGUUCCAAAUGUAAUACUGUAGUUGGAUAUUUACAAUUCAUAUACGAGAAAAGUCAUUUGCAUUAUCUGUUCCCUAUCCUUCUUCUCUUCGCAUACUCGAUCAUCGGAGGGUUGAUAUUUUGGUCCAUUGAGAGCUCUCAGGAGGAGGUGGAACUUUAUGAUAAACGAACGUUCAUACAAAACCUCAAAGAUAAAUUGCUGCGAAAUGUCCUACACAUUGACACACGAUUAAAAGAAUAUAACCUUGCUUAUCAGAACAAUUCGUACGUACGGAAAUUGCAUUACACUGGUUACAGGAAAUACGCACUAAAUAUGCUGUAUAAGACUGUCUAUUGGUACACUGUUUCGGUGUUCUAUUUAACUGAGCAUGAGAGUCACAAAGCCAUGACAUUGCGUCCUUCAAAUCCUGAAACUGCGUGGAAGCAACAAUUUAGCAAUAAUUUCGGUCGUAUCAAUGCUCUAAAAAAUUAUACCGACCAGCUAGCUCUGCGCUGCUGGGAGAUAGGAUUAGAAGGUGCAGCCAAACAUUGGUCAGAAGCGGGCUAUAGAACAAAAAUUAAUCAGUCAAUACAUGAUUAUGAAAUAGCUGUUGGUUUGAAUAAUGUACUCACUCCAGUAUGGACUUUUUGGAAUGCUAUGUUCUUAGCAGCAACAACAUAUACUACAAUUGGUUAUGGGAAUAUCACAGCAAAAACUAAACUAGGGAAGUUAGCAGCAAUGGUAUAUGCGGUAAUAGGAAUACCUUUAUUUCUCAUGAUACUACACAAACUGGGUAGAUUCUUCAUGAUGGCUCUAGAGCAUAUAUGGGAUUGGAUUAUGCGAUGUGCUGAGUAUUUAUGCUUGGUAAACAGUGAGAGUAGACCCAAGUUGUCGGAAGAGGAACGAAUUUCUGAGAUGCCCCUUCUUCUCGCUAUUGGUGUUGCUUUUGGGUGGAUGUUUCUUUGUGCUGCUAUAUUUCUACUAUUCGAAAAAGAUUGGGAUUAUUUCAAAAGUUUCUACUUCUUCUUUUGUUCAUUAACAACUAUUGGUUAUGGCGAUGUAACUCCAACCAAUAGCGAAGACAUGUUUAUAAUUUUUGCACUAAUUCUCAUCGGUCUUUCAUUAGUUUCAAUGUGUAUUAAUGUAAUUCAAGUGAAGCUGGAGAAGCUCUUCGAGGAACUGCUAUUGACAUUAAUGGAAGAAUAUAAUUCAGAUCCAGAGUCUAACACAUUGAACUCAGGAAAGAUAGGUAUGAUGGAGAUGUGGAGGAUGUGGAAGCGUCGAAAGGAUAGGUUACGUGGUUUAGCUCCAGCCAGAGAUGCUGCAGGGAAGGCAUCUCAAAACUUGGCAAAAGUUUUGCCUUUCGCUCGUUUGUGGGACAGACAUCAGCUUAUUGAGGAAUUGCAUCACCGCUUGAGACAGAAAAAUCGCAGUACCCAAACCGAUCCAUAUCCUGUAUACAUACCAGUUUAUGAAGAAGCCUGGACAGAGACAAGUGAUAUUGAUAGUUGCAAGUCGUACGACACAGGACAAAACUUCUUAAUGCUUCCUGAGAACUCUAUGUGUAUGCCAUCCCGUUGUGAAUCGCGACCUGUUGUAGUACAGGCUGAAAACUCUUAUAUAUCAUCAUCUUCUCUGUUGCCAACUUCUAUGUCAGGUAAUCAAAGUUUACCACAAAGCGCUCCUAGCCAAAUGUCAAAAAUAUCAUCUUUAUCUACUUUGUCUAGUCGUAAUACAGCAUAUUCCACAAAAAGUGCACCUUGUCCUUCUCCUAGUCGGUUUCCAAUUGAUUAUGACCCCCACCGCAGGUGGACAUUUGUUGGCAGCAAUAGAUCACAACGAGGUACACCGCGAGGACUUGUAGUUAAUUACAUGUAUAUGAAAAAUCAGAGUGCUCGACGGGGAUCUCUGGUACCAACAACAGAAAUGCGUCGGCUUAUUGCUGAGCUGGACACAAGGCUUCAGGAUUGUCGUUACAUUAAUACACCUGGAAGUUCUCUGAUAGGAUCAGCUAGCAGUGAAGCAUCAGUAUUCAAAUGA